GUGGGCUUUCCGACCGGUCCCUCUCGGCUCCAAGUGUCACCUGGAUGCCAUAGCAGGUAAUAUCUAACACUACCGGCCAUGAGCUUGAAAUCGCCAUAGCUUCAUGCGGUCCUGGCAUCCAACGGACCAACACCCACACCCAUCACUCUCCAGGGCCUCCCGUGAUGGCGUCGCUGCCACACAAGCGCGUCGAGGGUGCUGCACUUGUAACAGGCGCAGGCUCAGGGAUCGGUCACGCCGUCUCCAUCGCCCUCGCCCUCGCCGGAAUCUCCACUCUCCACCUCGUCGACAUCCGCAGCUCUGGUCUCGACAACACCAAGAACUCGAUCCUCUCCUUACCGCUUCCCACGUAUCCUGAAAUCAUCCUCCACGAAAGCGACGUCUCCUGCGUCCUAUCGACUACCCAACUCUUCUCCCAGAUCCCACGCCUGGACUACGCAGUCAAUUGCGCAGGGGUGCUGGGGCCAUCGAAACCCGCGCUCGAAAUCAGCAUCGCAGAAUUUGAUAACGUGAACGAUAUCAAUUUCCGGGCUUUCUGGAUGUGCCAGAAAGAGGAGCUCAAGCUGAUGUUGAAGAACGACAUCCGGCCAUUUAGAGGGUACUCGUGUCUGAAUGAGGAAGACGCCCAGGUGCGUGGCCAGCGAGGCGCAAUUGUCAAUGUCGCGAGUCAGCUCGGUAUAGUAGGUAAGGCGCGGACGUCCAUCUACUCGGCGACGAAGGCGGCGGUAUUGGCGAUUACGAGGGGAGAUGCGCUGGACUAUAGCAGGUCGCCGCAUCAUGUACGGAUAAAUGCAGUUUGUCCGGGGUUCAUUGCGACGGCCAUGACAGCGGAAAAUGGGGAGGUCAAGGAGGACAUAAAGGAAGCGGUGAGGUUGGCGCCCAUGGAGAGAAUCGGAUUGCCGAGCGAGGUCGCGGAUACGGUGGUGUUUCUGUGCUCAGGUGAUGUUGAUCUAGGCAGAUGAUAGGCCAGAUGAGCUAACACAAACCAACAGGUGAGAGCAGCUUUGUAACGGGCGCGGGGUUGGUUGUGGAUGGUGGCUAUGUUAUCAGCUGACGAGUAUAUGUUGUUCAAUCCGAGAAAGUCAGUUCGUCGUUCGAGAUUGUACUCCAACGCAAUAAUGGGGUACCAGCGCUUACGUUGUAUACCCGUAUGCACAAACCCCAUGAUAGCGCACUAGGUUAGCAGGCAAGCAAGUGCCAGUUAAUCUAAGGUGCUACUGUAUGCUCGCUGCGCUUGGACUCUUUACAGUCAGAACGUACAUAGACAUUUACUGUCCCAGUUUCCCCUAC
Molecule: messenger RNA, 1290 nt
Organism: Westerdykella ornata
Lineage: Eukaryota; Fungi; Ascomycota; Dothideomycetes; Pleosporales; Sporormiaceae
Product: NAD(P)-binding protein
Exons: 2
Coding region: 165-962 (265 amino acids)
Source: RefSeq, a predicted model, not a curated record